CAGCCCGAUCGUUUGCCCGCUGUUCGGCUGUUUGUUUACACGCGCGCUCUGCGCUCGGCGCCGACACCAGUGCGUGGCGUGGCGUAGCGUAGCGUAGCUGCGAGGCCGGCAUGCCCAUGCCCGCGCUCUCCCGCUCGUAACGGCGACGCCCGGCCCGAUGACGAUGAGCUGCCCGGAGGUGGUGUACCAGGCCUACUACCCGUACCUGUACCAGCGAGCCGCCGCGGGGUCGGCCGCCUCCACGCGCACGCCGCCCUUCCCGGCCUUCUCGCAGUAUGACCGGUUCAACGUGCAGAGGUCGCUGGAGCACCACCACGCGGCGCACCACGCAGCCCACCACGGCUCCCUGGAGCUGCACCACUUCUCGGCAGCGGCGGCCGCGCACCACGCCGGAGGCGGCAGCGGCGGCUCCGUCAGCAGCGGCGGCGGGCCCGGGGGCAGCCCCGCCUCCCCGCCACCACCGCCUCCAGGGCCCGCGCUGCGCCACAAGGACGAGGACAGUAGCAACGCUGGAGAAGCCCCCAGCGUGCCGCCACCCGCGGCUUCGGCUGGCCCGUCCAGCGUGGGCGGCGGCGGGGGCGGCAGCAGCGUGGCGGACGGCGACGAUGACGACGACGUGGACGGCGGCGGCGGCUUCGCGGGCUCCUCGGCCGGCAGCAGCGGCCGCUGCGCACAGUACCUGCGCGCCAACUGCGUCGUCUUCAACAGCUACCCCGAGCCCACGCCGAAACUGGCCGUCGAGUCUCACUUCAACCGCUCCCUGCGCGAAGCUAGCGGUUCGCCCAACCACAUGGAGUCGUCGCCGAUGUCAGCGCGCAACUUCCCCGCCAGCUUCUGGAACAGCAACUACGUGCCGCCACCCACAGCAGCGACGUCUGGGGCGGCGUCUGCGGGGGCGGCAGUGGGCGGGGCGGGAGGCAGCGGGUCAGCUGGCGGCGCGCACCACGACCUGUACUCCGCCGCGGCGGCAGCCGCCGCCUCCGCCACCGACCCCUACCACCACCACCAACACCACCAGUCCGACCCGUGGCACUCGCACUACCAGCAGUACACGCACCACAGUGCACGACUACCACCACCAUCACCACCACCACCACAACAUGGCGGGCUACAGCGGGCUGCUGCUGCCGGGCGCGCGGCUGCCGCAGUACGGCGGCAAGGCGGCCGGCGACGCGUGGGUGUCCGCCCCCGCGCACGGCGCGCGCCUGCACCACGACCAGCCCGCCGCCGCCGCCGCCCACCACCUCGACGCCGCCGCGGCCGCCGCCUACCCCGCCUACCCGGCCGCCUCCAUGGCGGGGCUGGAGGCACAGGUGCAGGAGUCGUCCAAGGACCUGUACUGGUUCUGAGGCUAGGCGCGCCGCUGGGCUCCAGCCGGCGCACCCACAGCCCCAGGACCUCGCCUGCGCGUGCUCGCAUCUGCUCCGCUCCUGAGGACGGCACCACCACAGCCGAAACAGCCACACCGCAGCAGCCUCUCACAGCCGACUCCGCGGGCCUAAGUGUCCAUCCAGUACUCGGCGCUCGGCACGCGGCGUUCCUGGACAUCAAGUGCGAAUCUCUUCCAGAUCUCGAGCACUGAACGCAGCCAACGGUCCUACUGUUUAGCCGUACAUACGUGACAUACGAAUAACACAGUGGACUUCUCAAAAAUCAUCUGCAAUUACAUACUUCUAGAUUUCUGAUAUUUAUUAGUAUUUCAGUCAAAGGUGGGAGCUGUGGUGUCGAAGACAACCGCGAAAGAGUGCAAUAAGAGACUUCACACUUAAAAGUAUGAUAUCCGAGCUACAGAACGACGAAAGAGAGUUCAUUGCGGUGUUGGUGACUUAAGGCCAGGAGAAUUUUUUUUCUUGGGUCACAGGACUUGUACAAGUGAGAAGCACAGUGCAGAAUUAGCGCCUGUGUAGAAAUGAAGUAAACGGCUCUCACGCAUUUCAGUUCGAAUCGAAAUGUUUGUUGCAGCCGUGUAAGCAAUGAGAAAUGUAGGACGUAAUGUCUGUGGUGACAGUGCUGUAGCCUAAAGUCUGAAUUUAAUGAAGAGUAUAUGUAAAAACGUGACGCAACAUUCUUGUGGGAAGCCUAUUGUGGAAUAAGCCAAACUAAUCUGAUUUCAGAUGUCGUGUAUCUUUGUACCAUUUGAGUCGUGGUGAGGUUCCGCAGAAACCUUCCGUUACAUAUAGCAAAAGUUAGGUAUUUAAAAUAUUAGGCGUGCAAAUAUAGAAUGUUCUGGCGUGAUAAUUUGCAUUGAAGACUAUUUUUGCGUUUUCAGAUAGCAGGUAACCACGUUAUCAAGAAAUAUUGUGACGAGUUGGGUCAGUCAUUGUUUGGCGGGUGUGCCUGCACAGGCUGUUCGUCACACAGGUGCAGCAAGAGUUUUGUAAAUAGUUUUUUCUCAAGACAGAUGUAACUAACAAGGAGGCAUUUUGAUCUCGCAGGUGCUUGCGACUUGGAGCUCUGUGUGUGUGUGUGUGUGUGUGUGUGUGUGUGUGUGUGUGUGUUUUGAUGUGUACAGACGCCACGAAGCUCUGACGUACUAAAUGUGCGGCUGCUGUUGCCCGCAAGAACUGCUUACGAUUUUCUUGUGUAAAUAGUAUAAUAUUCGCUAGUGGAGAUCCACGUGACCCAAAUGAGAGUAGCAGUUGCUAUGACUGCAGCUGAUCGGCAGCACAGAAAAAGACAUUGGAGUUUCAUACAUAGCCGUUGUGAGUAGAUUGUUUUGUAGUAUAUCGUUCACCGUGUGCCACCAUAUGGUUCUGCGCUUUCCUCCAUGCCCUGUUGUAUUAAAUAGAGCAAACAAAUAUGUAUUCCUCGUAAUUUAAGGCUUUCGCCAGGAGAUCGUACGAGAAGCCAACCUUUGCGAUUAAGUGGAUAAAUGUUGCCACUAUUUCCAUGUUAGGAAUAUUAUAUUAAUGAUUAUCUCACUGUAAACAGUAAGGCUACUAACAAAUAUGUGCAAUGAUACUGUUAAGAACGUUUUGUGCUGCGACUUUUCAUAAUUUAUUUAUCGAUUCAAAGUUUGUUGUAUUUUUCGUGCUGUGCGACAUAGUAGAAAUUAUUUUUAUCGUUUACUGUCUUUGUAAUAAUAGAAAUAAUAAUUUACUUCGUUUGUUCAGCGAAAGCUGCUUAACGCCACUGCUACCGUGGCAACAAAUAUUAUCUAAGACGAAGCUGCUUCAACGAACUAUAAGAAAACUCUGGUAUCUUUGAAAACAUUUUGGUUUGCUUCAGUGUUAGAGAUGAUUUUGAAAGAUGGCAAAAUUUUCGACUGGUAGUAAGUAAGUUAUUACCGUUUAUAGUGACAUAAGCACUAAUAUGACUGACGCAGAUCACUUGCUUUGCUCUCCAACAUAAGUAUAUGUACAGUACGGCAAGGCAGUUAGCGAGGUGCUGUUUCAGUGAUGGCGAUGAAAUAUGAACCAUUCUUGCAGCUUCUUACCAGCUGUUCCAAAAUAAUAUUCUAGGCUACAUACGGAUGACUGUAUAGUAACGGAAAAUGUUUGGCAUAGAUUAAGCGUCCUCUAAUGAUGAUACUGUACGAUGUUUGUCUCAGUAGUAGUCUAUACUGCCUGCAGAAUUAUACUGCAUUGUAUUUAAACAGAGAUUCGCUUGGGGUGCAUUGUGUUAUGGAUGGGAUUUCAUUCUCAUUGUAGAAGCUCUACAGUGUUGGAGGUCUUUAAUUUUGAAGAACUGGAUUCCAAUCCUGAAAUUGCACCUAAGGACUGUUGCAGCGGCGAGUGUUCCAGAUAACUGAAAACACUAAAAUUAUAUUCUCAUUAGACACAUUAUAAAUCAAUCACUCUACUGAAAUUUUGGUCGUUAAAGAUGGUGUGUUAAGUUUACGGAAGCUGGGAAGCUCGCUGAAACAGCAAAUCAAACUGCCAGCCACUUUAACAGCGUGCUUUCGAUUUGCACUCAGUUUUCUCUUAAUUAGGCGGAAUUAUCGACUCAUCAUUAUGCUCUGUAUGUGUAUAUUUCUUUAUUACGUAUGUAUCAUGCAGCGUUCGUAUGACGUAUCACUCAUAGACACCGUUGUGUAAGUAAAUGUAUGAUAGUUAUAAACGUGAUUUUUGAAUGUGCCAUUUGUUUCUUGUCAUUUACGUUGCAAGUAAACAAUUUAUUGAAACUAA
Molecule: messenger RNA, 4127 nt
Organism: Schistocerca serialis cubense
Lineage: Eukaryota; Metazoa; Arthropoda; Insecta; Orthoptera; Acrididae
Product: protein vestigial-like
Exons: 6
Coding region: 158-1582 (474 amino acids)
Biological process (GO): regulation of transcription by RNA polymerase II
Cellular component (GO): nucleus
Source: RefSeq, a predicted model, not a curated record